GCCAUCAGUAAGCAUUUAUAUCCUCACAUAUUGAGUCCCCUUGUCCUUGACUAACAACGAGUAGUGUCGAACCACAUGAGCAUCAAGAUGCUUCCAAGCCACGCCAUCGAGCAAGCUGGUGUCAUCCACUUGUUUGGCCUUAAUUUCUCGGCCAAAACAACAGAUCUCGAGAAACUCAUCGUAGAUCUUGGCUAUCCCAACUGUCUUUACUAUUGGCCCGAUUUGGAACGGGGUUCUUCACAUAACCACAAAGGCUGGUGCCGUGUCGUGUUUGUUACCAAAGAAACCGCGGAGAAGGCCAAGAUUGAUCUGAGCACCUCCUCUCUCCUGGGGAGGCCCAUCAACAUUGGUACAAUAACCAAACAUGCCGUGAGUUUCUUCCACCCCAGUGUCUUUGUUAUCAUACCAACACGAUCAAGUCUGCCCCCCGAGCAUCAUCGGUGCAGCCUGCGUCGCUCUCUUCAUAUUCUUUGGUGGAAGCCGUCGACCAUUCUUCGCUGGCAGCCGAGAUUCCCAAAGCCCUGCGCCUUUAUAAACACCCAAAUGAGUGGCAUUACAAUCCCAAGGACCCCGACCUCGACGUUACUUCAUACAUGUCCAGGGUGAAGCUUUUGGAGAGCGCGAACAAGCAGGUCAAUGUCAUCCACUGGCCCAAGUCCAUGAAGAACGAGGAAGGCAAAGACCUCCUACGCUCGUUUCAGUUUCCUAGCCCUGCCGCGCAUAACGACGUCCAUGCGAUCGGUAAGUCGUUUGUGUAUGUGAAAAAGGGUCAGGGCAAGGAGAUCCAGUUUGAGAUGAUCGAUCUGGUACGCCUCGCCGAGUACGAAACCAACGACUAGAGUGAGUGGUUUCAUCCAGGCAAUCCCGUCGACAAGGGCACCGAUAAAGAAAAAAGAAUGAUUUUGAAAAUCG
Ilyonectria robusta is the source of this 912-nucleotide messenger RNA. RefSeq lists its product as uncharacterized. Gene Ontology annotation, molecular function: RNA binding. Bases 76 to 606 code for a protein of 176 amino acids. The record is from RefSeq and is a predicted model, not a curated record. NCBI's taxonomy places the organism in Eukaryota, Fungi, Ascomycota, Sordariomycetes, Hypocreales, Nectriaceae. The transcript has a single exon.